Molecule: messenger RNA, 1218 nt
Organism: Colletotrichum navitas
Lineage: Eukaryota; Fungi; Ascomycota; Sordariomycetes; Glomerellales; Glomerellaceae
Exons: 3
Coding region: 1-1218 (405 amino acids)
Source: RefSeq, a predicted model, not a curated record
AUGGCUCAUUUCCCACCACAGACUCGAGCGAGCAUCAUCAACCGUCCAGAUCUGGCAUCCCAAGUGAGAACGCUUCUGCUUGUGGAGACGGACGAGAUCAGUGGUUGCACCCCGGACUUGGCCCAGUUGCUCAGCAAAACAACCAGAAGACUCGGCGCCUCAGAGCAUGCCACAAUGCAAGAGCUGCAGACCAAAAUAUGGCAAGGUUUCUCGGGUCAACCGCAAACCUUAAUGCGCAUCCAGAGACGGAGAAUCCACCACUGGCUCGAAGAGCUCGCUAUUCUCCUUUCGCCCAAUUUAGAAAGACUGUUCAUUGCGCGUGACAGCUUUGUUCAAUAUGAGCACAUCAAAGAUAGUGGUGCCUCCUUCCUUGCCCUCAAAACCAUCACCAUUAAGGGUGUCAGCAAGAAUCAGCACGUACACGAGGCCUCGGUCCUUUUCAAGGCCGCGCCAAAUCUCGAGAGCCUCUGCUCAUUACAAUGCAGUCUAUUUGAUGGGAUCAGCCCGUGGACUACGACCAAACCAUGGAAUCUCAAACUCCAGACCGUGCGGAGGCUGGUACUGAACGACAUUGGAGUCGAAGAUCUGGAACUUUUGGUUAAAUGUUGUCCUAGUUUGCAGCAGUUGGAGGUCUUAGCAACGAAGAUCCAUUUGACUUCAGGAGUCAGCUACUGGAAUGUCGCAGAACUUUUGCGGGCUCUUGAGUCCGUCCGCCACGCACUAAGAAAAUUGCGUCUUUCCUGUUCGUCGACUCAGACGCAUGCAGAGUACUCCCGGCCGAAUAUCGGCGGAACAUCCUGGUCUUUCCGGCAGUUUGAUCAUUUGGAAGAGCUGUCGCUUGACCAGAAUGCUAUCGAAAGCCUUUCGCGGACUACAUCUGUCGAGGACAAUACAGCGCCUGGUUGGAGCUUGAUAGAGAUAUUGCCACCGUCAGUCCGCAAAUUCCAGCUCCUUCAAGUGAGAGAAGGUUUCAUGGGGAACUUGAGGCGCCUUUUUAAGGACGUCUGUUUCGCAUUGCCUUACUUAAGGGUAGUUCACAUCAACUUAGCAGAGUCCCGGCCGGUCAUGCGUGUUAUCAACGAAUAUGGUGCUAAAGACGAACGAACAGACACAGAACACAAAAUCCCCACACUCGAGCUGCAACUGCCGGACAACUUGCUUGUGGCGUUACAAGAUACAACCAAGGGUUCACAUGCAUAUACCGGUGUAACAUGUUAG